Molecule: messenger RNA, 2090 nt
Organism: Drosophila novamexicana
Lineage: Eukaryota; Metazoa; Arthropoda; Insecta; Diptera; Drosophilidae
Exons: 3
Coding region: 113-2074 (653 amino acids)
Biological process (GO): phosphatidylserine exposure on apoptotic cell surface; engulfment of apoptotic cell; apoptotic process involved in development
Cellular component (GO): plasma membrane
Source: RefSeq, a predicted model, not a curated record
AAGAGCGACGCUUACUCAUAGAUCCGUAGUAUCAUCAGGAAUUUUGCAAUCGAAGCAUGUGGAGAGCAGCUGCGAACUAAGGAGAGUAAUUAUAGGGAACACAAUAUUGGACAUGAGCGUGGAGGUGGGUCAUGCGGCCAGUCCGCCUGGUCAUAUACUGGGCUAUGCGAUACGCAGCCAUACGCGCAUCUAUGUCUCCUACAUAAUUCCCACUUGCUUGGCGCUGUUGGUCUAUAUGCUGCAGACGUCCACAGACUUGGCCUUGAGCUAUCAGCAUUUCCGGCAGCAUGAAAACGGCUACGGAGCCGGCACACUAAUACUAGUGCUUGUGCCACCGCUGCUCACCUGCUUCCUGGUGCUCAGCUCCAGGGACCAGCGCAGCAGCGCCAGCGACGCCAGUCGCAAUAAGUUUGUGGCCUGCAGCCUGGGACUGUUGCAGCUGCUCCUCUUUCCAUUCGCCGUACUCUACAGGUUCACCAAGCGCCUGUUUUGGUCCGUUGAGGCGCUUUUCCACGCCGACGACGAUGUGGAGCGCAUGAAGUGCCUGUCCAAGGCAACGCAAACCUCCAGCAUCGAACUGUACCUGCUGAUCCAGGCCUACGCCCAGGCGGCGCCACAGAUUAUACUGCAGAUGUACCACAUGCUCGCCCAGGACAUCUUUCGCAACUACGAGACAUCCGCACUGCAGGGCAUGUGUCUGGUAUUCGCGGCCAUAGAUCUGGCCGGGAUCACCACCAGCUAUCAUCGCAUCGAGAGCCAGCGUCGCGUGGGUCGUAACUAUCCCUGGGCAACGGCGCAGCAGGUGGAGGCCCAGCGCUGUCGGCUGGAGCAAAACGAGCGGCUGUGCGGCGAGGUUGAGCGCAGGAAACGCGAAUCGGAGCGCACGCUGGCAACAAGCUUUCCGCAAUCGGAGAAAAUCAUGCAGAAUUUUCAUGCCAGGCAGAUGGAUAGCCAGGUUGGCAGCCAUGAACUGCACAUAAGCGGAUAUGAUGAGGUGGACAAUGAUGGAAUGGAGACGCUGGAAACCAAAGUUCUGCUGCACUCGCCGACAGCAGCUGCCGGCAACAUCACAGAUGAUGAUAAGAUAUACCAGGCCAGGCCCAAAUUACAGCUGCGACGCGAAGAGCUCAAGCAUUUGGAUAGCAUCGAGGUGCUGGAUACAGUGCCCGAGACGCCAGCGCCUCCGCCUCCGCCCGCCACUGCGCCGCCGGCGCUGCCCAUGCUGCGGCUGCCCACAGACAAUAGUCCGCCGACGGCCGCACCAGAUCUGCGACGCACUGUUUCGGAUACUGAACACAGACGCAGCCGGCUUGUGACACGGCCACUCUCCCAGCUGGAGACAUUCAAAGACAUGCUGCUGGUCAAUGCCCAGCUGUACAUCAAGGAGCACGUGCCGCGGCCGCCCAAAGUGCUGAUGGGACGCGUCAAUGAGGAGCCCAGCGAUGAUCGCACUCCAUUGGUGCUGGCACAGACGCCAAAGGGCACGCCCGUUACGCCCAAGGAUGUGGUGGACUUCUACUUUCCGCGGCCCACAAAGAUUGUCAACGGCAUACAGCAGGAUGACUUUGCGGGCAAAACCGUUGCCUUCUUCGGUUGGAUAGCGUUCAUCACAAUGCGCAUGCUCUCGCUGGCCAUGUUCUGUGUCUUCUAUCCACGUGCCUUCUUCAUCAUUGUGGGCGUGCACUAUGCCCUAAUGCUGGCCGCUUUGGCGCUGGAGACACGUUGCCGCGUCAGCUGGAGCCGCUCGUUGUUCUAUCUGCUCCUCGGCUACAUCUACAUUUUUGUGCUGCUCGAGUUCCGUGUGUGCUUCAAGAGCGUAAAGAGAUGGUAUGUCUGCUACCUGAUGCUCAUACUGGUGGAGAACAUAACCAUGUCAGCGAUUUGGUAUGCGAACGAGCAGUUCGAGUCCUGGUGGUUCGGCUUUAUUUGGGAGUGGAUCGUUUACAGCGGCAUUUUGUUUCUGGCCACGAUCGUGGUCUACUACUGUAUACUGCGUCCCAAGGAUGUCACGCUCAUCGUGGAGGACGAGCCAGCAGCCCAAGGGGAUCAAUCAGAGCAAGCGCCGGUUGCUUAGCAGCGCCGUUGCCAGG